AUGAUACCCAUCCAACUCACUGUCUUCUGCAUAAUCGUCUACAUGCUUGAGUCCUUGAUAAUAAUUGUGCAGAGCAGCUUAACUGCUGUGGUGCUGGGCAGAGAGUGGGUGCAGGUUAAAAGGCUGUCACCUGUGGACAAGAUUCUCACUGUUCUGGGCAUCUGCCGCUUCUGUCAACAGUGGUCAUCGAUGCUGUUCAAUUUCUGCUCCUACCUCCACCCUAACUAUGUAUUUUGGUACUUGGCGAUCGUCUGGGAAUUUACUAAACUUUCGUUCUGGUUAACCUCCUUGCUUGCUGUCUUCUACUGUAUCAAAGUCUCUUCCUUCAGCCAUCCCAUCUUCCUCUGUCUGAAGCGGAGAAUUGGGAAGUUGGUUCCUCGGCUGCUGCUGGGUUGCCUGCUGAUUUCUUGUCUGUCAAUCAUCUUUUCAGCUACGAGGCAUCGCAUCACGAUUCAGUUAAAGUCUAUGAGGCACUUUGCUAGAAACAGCACUGUGAUUGAAAGACUUGAGACAUUUCAGCGGGAUUUUUCCAUAUAUCAGCAAGUGGCGGUGUUGGUUAUUCCUUUCCUCCUGUUCCUGGUCUCCGUUGUCUUGCUCAUGACCUUAUUGUCACAACAUCUGAGGCAGAUGAAACAUGGUCACACUGGGCACUCCAGCUCCAGCCUGAAAGCUCACGUUACUGCCCUGAGGUCUCUGGCCAUCUUCCUCAUCAUCUUCACAUCUUAUUUUCUGGCCAUACUCAUCUCCAUCAUAGGUACCCUCCUGGAUAAGAGGUCCUGGUUCUGGGCCUGGGAAGCUGUCAUCUAUGCUGUAGUCUCUAUUCAUUCCAUUUUACUGAUGCUGACCAGCCCUAAGUUGAAAAAGGCCUUACCAGUAAGAUGCUAGGACUUAGAGGCUGCCUGAGGCACAGGAUACAAGAAGACCCCUGGGCAGAAGAGAGUUUGU
Molecule: messenger RNA, 945 nt
Organism: Camelus dromedarius (Arabian camel)
Lineage: Eukaryota; Metazoa; Chordata; Mammalia; Artiodactyla; Camelidae
Gene: TAS2R16
Product: taste 2 receptor member 16
Biological process (GO): G protein-coupled receptor signaling pathway; detection of chemical stimulus involved in sensory perception of bitter taste; sensory perception of taste
Cellular component (GO): membrane
Molecular function (GO): G protein-coupled receptor activity; bitter taste receptor activity
Source: RefSeq, a predicted model, not a curated record